AUGGGAAAGCGCAAGAAGAGCUCUCGCGCGCCCCAGGGCAAGAAGAGGGGCGACCCUCUCCCCACCGUCUUCACCUGUCUCUUCUGCAACCACGAGAAUUCCGUCACCGUUAAGAUCGAUAAGAAAGCCGGAAUCGGCUCGCUGGAAUGCAAGGUCUGCGGACAGCGCUUCCAGUGCACCGUCAACUGUAUGCUCAAGCCCCCGAGAAACCAGACCAUAACCCGCGCGCACCCACACCUGUCGGCUGCAGUGGACGUCUACGGUGAAUGGGUUGAUGCGGCAGAGGAGGUUGCUAAGGACGGAGGCAGCGGUGCAGCCGUACGGGAUUACGCAGAGGCCAGUCGCGCGACACGCAAAGACAGAGACACAGCCAACAACAGCGACGAUGGCCAUCCGCAAUACAGUGGGGACGGGAUCGUGGGAGACGAUGAGGAGUACUAA
Molecule: messenger RNA, 441 nt
Organism: Diaporthe amygdali
Lineage: Eukaryota; Fungi; Ascomycota; Sordariomycetes; Diaporthales; Diaporthaceae
Product: transcription elongation
Exons: 3
Coding region: 1-441 (146 amino acids)
Biological process (GO): transcription elongation by RNA polymerase II
Cellular component (GO): transcription elongation factor complex
Molecular function (GO): RNA polymerase II complex binding
Source: RefSeq, a predicted model, not a curated record